GCCUGAAGGUUAUUAUCAGACUGCUGAAAAAAUGCGUGAUGCAUGUAGAAGGGCUGGACAUAAUUUUUCAUUAGCUGAAAUACGUAAUUGGUUAAAUAAGCAAGCCGUUUUUCAAAUUCACAAGCCACCUCCAAG
This is a messenger RNA of Cetraspora pellucida, 135 nucleotides long. NCBI's taxonomy places the organism in Eukaryota, Fungi, Glomeromycota, Glomeromycetes, Diversisporales, Gigasporaceae. The record is from the annotation of a GenBank genome assembly.